AUGACAUUUCUUUUGAAAGAUUCCCCCGAAUGCGUGAAAUCUGAAUUGGAACUUUUUAAUUUACCCGGAACUCAAACAGUUAUUCAAGAUGGGCAGUGGAUACAAUUUCAUCCACUUUCUAACGUUUUCGAUAACGCACCUGUAGAGUUUAACAUUUCUGGAAGUGGGGAAGACUAUAUAGAUCUCAGUCAAACACAACUAUAUGUGAAAGCGAAAAUAGUAAAAGCGAACAAUUCAGCUAUCACUAAAGAUGAUACUAUAGGUCCUGUGAAUUUAUUUCUACAUUCUUUAUUUUCUCAAGUAGAUGUAUCCUUAAAUGAUCGCGUAGUUUCUAAUUCAAAUAAUACCUACCCUUAUCGAGCGUAUAUUGAGACUCUCUUAAACCAUGGAUAUGAUAGCAAAACUUCUCAAUUAACAGCGGAAUUAUUUUACAAAGAUAAUGAAGAUGGACUCAAGAAAAGAACUGAAUUUUUUAAAGAUAGUGCUGCCGUAGAAAUGAUUGGCUGUAUACAUUCAGAUUUAUUCUAUCAAGAUCGUCUUUUACUAAAUUUAGUAGAUUUGAAAAUAAAAUUAAUACGAAGCAAGCCUGAAUUUUGUUUACAUGGAUCUGAAGGUUUUAAAGUUGUGUUGGAUCAUGUUUCCUUAUUCAUACGAAAAGUUCGUGUUAACCCCGGAGUUAUUCUUGGUCAUGCUAAAGCACUGGAGAAAACAAGUGCAAAAUAUCCUAUUAAUAGAGUUCUUUGCAAAGUGUAUUCGAUUCCCAAAGGAAGCAUGUCUUUCAUUCAAGAUAACAUAUUUUCAGGACAAAUGCCAAAAAAAAUUAUUGUAGGAUGUGUAGAAAAUGACGCUUUUCAUGGAACAUUUGCAAAAUCUCCCUACGAAUUUAAACAUUUUAAUUUAAAUUUUAUCGGAGUGUAUGUAGACGGACAACCCGUACCACACAAUCCUUUGGAACUUGAUUUUUCUCAAAAUCAAUAUAUACGUGCCUAUCAAACUCUUUUUGUUGGAACAGAUCGAAUGGGUCAAGACAGAGGAAUAUUUAUUUCCAGAGAAGAAUAUAAGAACUCUAAUACAUUAUUCGGAUUUAAUCUUUCACCGGAUUUAUGUUCAGGAGAACAUUUAAAUUUAAUAAAGCACAAAAACUUUGAAGAUAAUGACUAA
This is a messenger RNA of Parasteatoda tepidariorum (common house spider), 1161 nucleotides long. RefSeq lists its product as uncharacterized. NCBI's taxonomy places the organism in Eukaryota, Metazoa, Arthropoda, Arachnida, Araneae, Theridiidae. The record is from RefSeq and is a predicted model, not a curated record.